AUGUUUAGUCUAUCAAACGCCCCCACAGUUCCUCUCGGUGACGACGAGCUCAGUGCGGACGCUGAUGAACCACCGGACGACCACGUAUCCCCAUUGACCGUCGUCCCAACGCGAGAGGCAGCCUACCAUCGAUCUCCCGCUCCUCCAAACCCUCGCCGCGAGUCUCUUUUGACUCGAGCCAUUCUGGCGGAAUCCAAGCACGAAGAUGAUUCUCAUAGAUUCGCCGACCGUGGGCUAUCGACGACUUCCUCCCAUAGUACAGCGAGCAUGCCGUCGACUGCCGAGUUGACGAGUGAUGGGGACACCAGCCAGUCAUCGUCGGCGACGCCCAGUCCACCACCUCCCUCAGGACGCUUCGGCACCCUCCUCAACUUCAAGAAAACAGGCUCCAAGGUGCUCAUCGCCCCGGUGACGAAGGACGAAAGGGAAGCAGUGGCAGAAGUUGGCGAAGCCGCGGUUGAGAAGACACUAGGCCGCAAGCGUUGCAUCAUGUUUGCUUGUGGGGGCACGGAUUCUGAGAAGAGCAAAGAAAGCGAGGCAUUAAGCAAGCAAAAGCCGUCAGCCGGACAACCCGAGCCCCCCAAGCGGAAGUGUGCACUCACCUUCGCUUGCCCCUCUCGAACGAGCACAAACGAGAUGAAAAACUCCCCCGCCAAGCUACGGGCUGAAGCAAAGAACGCACGGCGCCCGUCUCCUGCCCCCUUCAGGCGCAAGUCCACCUCAGAAUCUGUCGACCUCUCCAGCCACUCGACCGACACAACUAGAGUAGCUAGUCCCGAGAAAUCCAGACUCACCCCACCUUCCCCAAAGGCAGCCUUUCACGAAUUUGCAGCAUCUCAGGAUGAGACCGACGCAUGGGUUGACAAGCCAGAUGUCCACAAGGAGAAGCUCACCUUUGAUGAUUGCAUGAAAAAGGAAAACCGCAUCCGGCAAAUUGGUCGUGAAGCCGAAGAGGAGGCGGAGGAAGAAGAACGAGAACAGGAGGAACUCGGAAAUGCAUCUGAGGAUGAAUACAAUGACAAUGAGGAUGAUUUCGCUCCUUCCGAUGAUGGCACCGAUGGUGGCAAUGAAUCUGACGACGAAGGAGGCUUCGCUAGCUCCGACGAAGAGAGCGACGGCGGCUCCGAGUAUAGAUUCUGGGCGCCUUCGAACACCGGUGCUGCCAUGAGCAGUGACCAUCUCAACAUCAGCCACUUCAGCGCCCGUCGACAAUCCGAGGCAAGUUCCGUCGAGUCAUUGAUUCGAUCGAGUACGCCUCCCCUUCACUCAAUGAUGAGGCAAGUUGGAAGACGUCGCAAUAACAACGCCUUCAAAGUGCCAAAGAUGAGACCUGGCACACCAGAGUUGCCCGACAGCACCGACUUUGUCUGCGGAACUCUUGACGAGGAUCGUCCGUUGGAGGCCGCGUACAUCUCAUGCCGCGAGCAAAAGAAGCGAGAGAAGCACAUCCCCAUCCCACAAGAUAUAGACCCGAGCUUCCCGACGACUGAUCCGGAAGACAACGAAGAAAACAGUGACGACGAAGAGGUCGACGAAUCGCAACACAGCUCCGAGGGCCCGCGAUGGCUCAAAGACGGGUUUGCAGAUUUCGACGAGGAGCAUCAUGGACGCCGGAAGGCGUCGUUCACCAUGCCAAUCGCCCAUUCACCCUCUCCACCCCACACUGCAUUCGGCGGAAGAGUCGGUCGCAGCAUCCACCGCUUGCCGCCGCCGAGGCAUGCCGUUGCACGAUCACCACCACCUCGAAAAUUGUUUGGGCAUUCUCCCACUCGACUCAGGUCACCCUUUCCGCAAGCUAAGCUGCGUUCUCCUCGUGGGUCGCCGACAAACGCUGGUAUCCGGACCAGGAUCAACCCAAGAGGUCUUGCUCAACGUCCUGGCAUGGAACGGACAGCGUCCCUCCCUGAUACUCCUAAUCCAUUCUUCAAAAACUUCCACAUUGGCAGUCCUUCCAUCUCCAAUAUUGCGUCUGGAGCUGUCACUCCCGCUCUUGAGGAACCAUUCCGUCCAGACAUGCACGUUCGUGGCCCCGUUGACAUUGUUGCCGGGCUUGAAAAGAAACGCCAAAAGCGCAAAGAAAAAUACUGGCGUCAACAUUGUCGUAAAGCAGCCAAGGAACAGUCUGAACGGAAACCGGUUCCCGGUCGUGGAGCGGAGCGCAUGAAGGAGCUGGGUCUAGAAUGUGCUGAGCGGACAAAAGGCUACGGCAUCGGGCAACAGACUCAGCUGGUACUUUCACUUUGA
This is a messenger RNA of Fonsecaea nubica, 2244 nucleotides long. RefSeq lists its product as hypothetical. The record is from RefSeq and is a predicted model, not a curated record. Bases 1 to 2244 code for a protein of 747 amino acids. The transcript has a single exon. Lineage: Eukaryota; Fungi; Ascomycota; Eurotiomycetes; Chaetothyriales; Herpotrichiellaceae.